Molecule: messenger RNA, 3396 nt
Organism: Colletotrichum gloeosporioides
Lineage: Eukaryota; Fungi; Ascomycota; Sordariomycetes; Glomerellales; Glomerellaceae
Exons: 3
Coding region: 1-3396 (1131 amino acids)
Biological process (GO): protein transport
Source: RefSeq, a predicted model, not a curated record
AUGGAGGCUUCCAGCUACUCCAACGGCUUUCCCAAAGCCCCGAAUGGCAAGAUAAACGGCAAGAUGAAUGGUCACGCUGUUGUCAAGAGGAGAACUCCCCCAAAGCAGGGCAAGACCUUUAUCGGUCGCUCUUUCAGCAUUGCUGCUAGGAUCCUGACUUGGUAUUCCAUCAUCUCAAUUCUCUUCCGCUGCCCUGCGACUCUCGAUGCCUGCGAUGAGACCUCGCCCAAGAUUUGCAAGCCUUACUUCCAACUGAAACACGCCGUAUCUCCCCACCUCGAGCCCUACUACGAGACCUACGCCGCUCCCUACAUCGAGAAGGCGACUCCCUACUACAACAUCGCGAACGAGCGCGCCCUCGUCCCGGCCAAGGCCUACAUCUCCAAGCAUGGUGCUCCCCGCGUCCUGCAGGCCCAGGCCUACGGACAGGCCCAGUGGGACAAGAACAUCCAGCCCCAGCUGGCUGUCUACCAGAAGCAGGCCCAGGAUAAGUACGACCAGACCAUCGCUCCUCAUGUCGCCAAGGCGUCCGCUGCCGUAGGGCCGUACUACGACAUUGCGCGCACCAACGCCCUGCAGACCUACCACGAUGUUCUUCUCCCAUCGUACAAGUUCGUCGAGCCGUACGCCGCCCAGGGUUACGAUGUGGCGUCCCAGUUCACCACCGAGACCGCAAUCCCCACUGCCUACUGGGCAUGGAACAAGACCUAUCUCUUCCUCGACGCCACCGUCUGGCCCCAGGUCCGCGUGCUGUACGUUGAGAACGUCGAGCCCCAGCUGGCUAGGAUCGGACAGCGUCUUGGUCGCUAUAAGAACAAGACCAAGGGGUCGCUCGAGAAUGUCUCUGAGAGUGCCACCGCCCAGGCUUCCUCUUUCACGAAGCCCAUCUCUUCCGCCUCGUCAUCCGCGUCCUCGGCAUCCUCGGUUGCCAGCCAGAAGAUCUCCACCAAGGUCGAGAGCACACCUAUCCCUGAUGCAUCCCAGGUAGCAGAGGAAGUCGUGAAGGCUGCCGAAGACAAGGCCCAGCAGGUUGUUGCACCCCCCGCUUCUGAGGGCGAGUCCGACAUUCGCAAGACCGCCCGCGAGACCGUUGAGGAGGACCUCCGCAGCUGGCAGGACAAGUUCGCCAAGGCCGCCGAUGAGGGCGCCAGAGAACUCGAAGAUCAGGUUGAGGCGAUUUCCCAGCGCGCCAUCAAGGAGAACGCGCACAUCAAGGGCAAGGCACUUGUCACUGAGCUACAGGAGGCCGCAAAGGCCGAGGUUGCUACUCUGCAAAAGCAAAUUAUCAAGAUCGUCCACAAGUCCGUUGACGCGCCUGUCGCGGCGCAAGACGACCUGGCUGUCGCCGUACGAAAGGCCGGGCUUGCUAUCAAGGAAAAGGCCCAAAAGAUCCGCUCGUGGAAGGACGAUUACGAGGCUGAGAUCGAGGCCGCUGUUACCGAAGCCGCCGACAGCCAUUUCAAGAUUCUCGACAGCAUUAGAGAUCUGGCACUCCAGAAGAUUGGAAUGAAGUGGGCGUGGAUGGACGGCAUCACCUACAAGGACUGGGCCAAGUUUCACGAGUUGAAGGAUCGCUUUGCCGACUGGAUGAGUGACUUGAAGAAGCUGAUCAUCUCUCACCCUGGCCUCGAGGAAGCUCGUGAGGCAUCCAAUGAGGUUGAAGACUCUGGCAUGGCGGUCGCUCAGUCUGCCGCCCAAGAACUUGCUAGGCUGAAGCAGGUCGGUCUCUGGAAGCUCGCCGCUCGUGACACGUCCGACAACUUCGACAGCGAGGCCACCCGUCUUGCUGCCGAGGAGGCAGAGCGCCGUGCUGGAGAGGCCGCAUCUUCUGCUACGUCGGCCCCUGAAGAGGAUCCCCUUGAGUCUGCCGCCAGUGUGAUCGAGGACGAAUCCCCCGCCAGUGACCUCGGCUCCGGUGGUGCGGCCAGCUCCGUCAGCAGUGCCGCCAGCGAAGUCAGCGAGAGUAUCAGCAGUGCCACGUCUGCGGCAUCUGAGUCCAUCAGCAGCGCUGCCAGCCAGGUCUCCAGCGAGGCAUCCAGUGUCGUAGCCUCCAGCUCAUCCAGCACCGAGUCUCACCCCGAUCUUGCUUCCACUGUGCUUCCGGGCGAGGACCAAACCAUCAUUGUUGACGGCUCCGGUAUGUCGUCUGCUGGCGACGAAGACGAGGCAGUUCCGGGCAAGAAGCUCGAAGAGGAGAUUAUUCCCGAGUCUGUCGAAGACAAGCCCGUCACCGCCGAGACCGAAUCAGUCAAGCCUGCUUUCCUCGGUGCCAUGGCCCAGUCUGUUUCCAGCAAGGGCCCCAUCCUGGAUCAGGAUGUAGAUGCUGAGAGCAUCUCUUCUCGGGCUCAGGAGGCCUACUCCAACGCCGUCUCUCAGGCUUCUGAGCAGUACUCCUCCGCCAAGGCCGCUGUAUCCGCCAAGAUCUACGGCACUCCCAAGCCUGCACAAGAAAAGGUCCUUUCCUCGGCCUCUGGUGUUUACGCUGCUGCCAUGGCAUCUGCCAGCUCUCGGUUUGAUGAGGCCGUCAAGGCCGCGUCCAAGGGCAUCUACGGAACUCCUACCGCCAAGGUCACUCCUUCGUACGACUGGGCUAGCGUUGAGGCCCUUGCCUCUCAGCGCCUGAACGAGGGACGCCUCUGGGCUGAGCAACAGUACGAGAGUGCCAAGAUUGCGCUCGGCCUUGCUACCGCGACCCCCACCUCCACUGUCGAAAAACUCCUUGAGCAAGCCAAAUACAACUACUACGCCGGCCUCGGCGUCGCGCAUGCUCGAUACUCCGAGUUCUUGGCCGCGGCCGGGUCUGCUCUGAGCCACGCCACUCCUACUGGUACACCUACCGAUGUUGCCGGCACUGCCUCGUCUGUUGCAUCCGUUGCUACUCGCUCGGCCGACGCUGUUGCAUCUGGCGCCCAGAAGGAAGCCAUCGCCGUGGCCUCAGCUGUCAGCGACGGGUUCGGAGCUGCGGCGUCCAUCGUCAGUGACUCUGUUUCUGCAGGCAUCCAGGAAGUUGUGGAUGCUGCGCAGGCGAUUGAGAAGGGCGUCACAGAUUCCUGGGAAGCCGUCGUCAGCCAAGUCAGCAUCCAGAUCUACGGCAAGCCCACGCCGACUGCCUGGUACGAUAACGUCUACAGUGGUGCCGGAGAGUACGCCGCUCAGGCUACUGCCGCAGUUGCUAAGCAAUACGAGGACGUCAACAAGCUCAUCUCUGAGUUGCUCGUCGGCAAGGAGCCCACCUUCUCGGAGAGCGUUCUCGCGCGCUUGCAAGCUGCGUACGCAACCCAGGCCGCCCAGGCUGCCAGUCUCGCCAGCGCGGCCUCUGCUACUCUAUCCUCGGCAGCUUCAGCUGUUACGGAUGCCGUCAAGGAGACCGUUCAGCACGUCCGUGAUGAGCUGUAA